CUUCUUUGCACGUCCUGUGGAUUUAAAGACUGAAGAUUAUGAAACUUUCUGUUGAAGUUUCUACAAAAGAUGAAGGAUUUAUUGAAUCCUGUGAUAGAAUUUUGUUCAUUGUGCUCACGUUCUCUGGUAUCGGAUCUAUGAAUAGAUGGCUUGAACAAUUGCUCAAAAAGUCCAUUCAUCUUGAAUGUCAAACAUGCUUUAUGCUUAGCAUAGGGACUCCCGUUUUAUACUGGUGCUUGAUACAUGUAGCAGAGAGGGAUCCGGGACUAGAAUGAAAAGAGUUGGAACAUUAUCAGCUCAUGAUCUUUCGUACAAAUUUAUCAAAGUUACAUGAGUUUUUGCAUAUGACCAAGCAUAGUUCUCUUAAAUAAUUGUUCAAAUAUAUGCACAAAUGCUUGGAAAAUGCCAGAUAUCUGAGAGUACAUAUACAGUGUGUACAUAAUUUCAGCCUCUAAUGCCAGUGUGAACAAAGUGAAAUCAAGUAAAGGUUGUAUCGUUGACUUGUCUGUUCCAGAUAAAAUCUAACAUACUGUGAACGGUAGGAAUACAGAUUCUGUACAAGAGUGUACAUGGCCGGUUUGUAUCAAUUUAUUUCCUGGCCAAAUAAGCAAAUAGGCUAGCAAGUGAGUCAGUAUUAUUGUGCAUUGGAAACGGAUUGUUGGAAGCUUUUACUCCAGAUUUAUGGGCUCUGGUCUGUCUUUCUUUUCUUUUACACUCUGUGAAGGCGUAUUCCAAAGAGUUCUUUUUCCUCCUUGAACCAUGCAUACAGUGUGUGUAAAAAUGUCCACUGUCAUCAGGAUGCCAGACUGAGUAAUUUAUCAACACAAAGAGCACAGUUUGCUGUUGCCAGUGCAGACUUCAACAGAAUUACUUCAGAAGUGGCCUUGAGAGUUAUUUCUUGAGAUCCGGCCACAUUUACCGUUCAAUUAAAAUUAAUGUCUGAGUGAAAAGAAGCCAGUUCCAAGUCCUGCAGUGUAAGGGUAUAAGUAUGCUUUUCUAAUCGCUGGCCUAGGGAGUACGAGUAGACCCAGGAGUGUCAUUGUCUUUUCUUUUCCUAUUUCACUUCCCAAUUGUAUUCUUAGCUUGCGCUGAGUCACUUGACAUCUUUAGGAGGCUUGUGAGAGAUACAGUUGUGUCGGUUGCUAUUGUUCUGAUUGCCAAUUGUCAGUGGCCUUGAUUGCUAUCUGUCAUUUAUCAAGAAUACAUUGUUCCUGCCUGGAUGACAAGUGUUGCUGUGACAAUAUGCGCACCUCCUCCUAUUGUUCUUUUCAUUUGGUGUCUGUCUUUGUGCUUCAUUGUAUCGUCUUCACACUGUUCUUGGCAGAUGCCAGAGGUAGGGCAUUGCCGUAGGGUCUCUGCAGUUACAUGGCUAUAAUGUCAUUUCUGUGAUUGAACGGUUGACUUAACCCUGUCGCAUGGAAUUGGUAGACUGGCACAGGUUUGGUCAGCUUGCAUUCUGAGCUUUUGUGUUUACAAAGUGAUCACCAUGGGAAACCAACAAGCAUGCAUCCGUCCUAAAGAUGCCAAGCUGACACAGAAUAUGUUCAAGGUGCGGAACGUUGACGACAUGGGGUCCGAAAUCCAGCGGGCUGUGAUAGAGGUUACCAAGACGGACAUCAUCCUCCAUCAGCGAGGCAAGGAGCCCAUCAAGUGGCCCCUGAGAAGCCUGCGACGUUAUGGCUUCGACAAGAAACUCUUCUCCUUUGAGAGUGGACGGCGGUGUGCGACAGGUCCAGGUAUCUACGCCUUCAAAUGCAAACGUGCUGAAUUCCUCUUCCGCCAUGUGCAAGAGAAUGCCCAGGCCUGUGGCAAUGGCCGUUAUGGUAGCAGCUACUCCUCUUCGUCUGCCGAGGCAGCGAAUGAGGCAGCAUCUCCCACCCACCAGCCCAGUUCCCCAGCCCUCUCAGCCUUCUCCACAGACUCGCCCAGCCUGGCCGCGUUCAGGAACGGCACUGCUUACGGAGGGACCAGCUACAUUGGCAGAACGGCCUCAACUGCAUCAUCACCGGGUGCACAGACCCCUUCAUCCCCGAAUGCAUCAGUGCACUACAUCAAUGCAAACUCCUUCCCGGAUAUCCCAGAAUCCCCUCAAGAAAGCAUGGCUGACUCAUCCUCUGUCACUGCCAACUUGUUACCUCGGCUUAGUGAGGAGAACAUUGGGUCUCCGUCAGAAGAAAACGACCCCAAUGUAAACUAUGCACGGCUUAAGCAUGACAUGGAUGAGGAUUCCACUGACGUUGGCAUUACAGAGACUGACGCUGUGAUGCUGGUCCAGAAUGACGUCAACGGCAACAUGGACAGAGUCGGGAUGCCACCUCUGACCAUGCUGAAACCCACCAGCCUCCCCGAGUCCCACUACAUGAAACCCUCCUCGGUGCAGGACAUCGUGAAUGGCAACACAAUGCCCUUGAAAAGCAGCCUGAGCUUGAGCAGCAAUGCAGGUGUUAUCAGCUCAACGAACUCUACCUCAGAGACAGUUACUCAUGAGAACCAGACCAGCAGGGCCUCGCCUGUGUCAAUUACGACUCCAAUGAGUCUGGUCUCCCAGACUUCCCUCACAACUCCCAGCAGCAGGACUUCUGGGUGUAGCAGCUACUAUGCGAAUCUAGACAUGGUCGGGGAACUCCCCCAUAACAAUUUUGUCUUUUGCUGUGACCUGCGAUCACCCUGCAGUACCUCCUCCAGCAAAGGCAGUGGGGGUUCUGAGUUUAUUUUUGAUGGCAGCGUCGCAGGAAACCGAUCACCAGCGAGUGAGCACAGCUAUGCCAACCUGGACGCGCUGUCGGAAGUCGGGAUGAGGUCGGCUGUGUACAAUGGGAACUCGAGUGUGGUUCUCCAGCCGGCUCCCAAAGGCCGCAUGAAUUAUGCUGACCUGGACAUGGAGAGCUUGGAAGCGGUUCAGACCACACCCACAAUCCAGACUCGCCAGAGUCGCAGCUCUAGCAUGACCAGCUCCCCGCCGAAGACUCCUGCCAGUUUGAACUCAGAGGGUUCGAGUCGCCGGACCGACACCUAUGCCAUGAUUGAUUUCAACCGGACUACUGCAUUGGCCAACUCUCAGCGGCAAAUUGAUGAAUCAGAUCUUCCCGGAGGCCCCCUGAGACGGACAAGACAUGAUAGCAAAAUCCGAUAGUUGAAUCUGGUUUGAUAAAAUAGCAAGAUUCCUUUUUCACAAACAGUCAGUUAUGUUAUUGACCAGUAGCAUUCACUUGAGAUUUCAUUUCCAUACUGAUGCCAGGUCAGCUACAGCAGUCCGCCAGAUUUAUUUCCAUUGUCAAAUUUUCCAAUGAGAUCUACACGUAUUAUUACUUUGAAUCGCAGACAGUGGCUACAAGUUGUAUUGAAUGAGUCACUUGAAUUAAAAUGCAAAUCUAUUUCAAUUUAGAUAUUAUCAAAUGCAAGCAUUGAAAUUACCAGGACUAUGUGAAAAAAAAGUGGUAUAUUUUCUUAGCAGCACUCAUUAUGUACUCAGCCAAAUGAGCAGUCUCAGAUGUCUAAGUAUUAUGUAGCUGGUAUAGCACAGUGAUGCAGUAACACAUCCUGUUCAUUGUACAUUCUUUGCCAUUUUGCACCGACAGACACAUAAACAUGAUCUGACUAUCUAUGCUCGGGCAAAUCUGAGCUAAUACGCCGUGGGGCUUUUCUUUUGUAUACACAGACACAAAGUUGGGAGGGGGUCUGCAUAGGCAGACCAUGUGUUGUAAUUGAAACUGGCUGCAAACGUCACUUUGUGGGCAGGCCACCGAGGUGUUGAAAAGUAUGCAGUUGCGGUCAGAUAUGGAAGGUACUAUUCAGACGACUCUUGCAAACCAGUGGUUGUGUCUUCUGGUUGUACAUGCACAUGAGACGAUUAGCUGACGAUUUUGCCCUUUUCGGAAAGUGGAAAUUCUCAGUCAACACUACAUAAAUAGUAACUGGUUGGCUGACUGAUCAUGACUGAAAGAACAGCUUUAAUAGAACUUACAUUUCCAAUCAAGGGUUUAUUGUAUUUACAAAUUUGUAACCUGUAUAAAUCUUGUGGGAAAAGGGGAGUUUUUCCCCUUAAGGAAAAUGAGAGUUUAAUUUAAAUGCCUGUUUCCCAGGGACCAUGCCCUUUCUUCCCUCUACUGUUUGACUACUAAACAUUUCAUUGAAUUCCGCACCAGUGAUCAAGUGUGAUGCACACAAAGCCCGUUAACUGCAAGUAUUUCUUCGUGGUCUACAUAGUAGAAACGUACUACAAGAUUACCUUUCUCAAAAGCAUCAAGGAAGCAUCACCGUUACUGGUAUUAAACUCGCCAUUUCACCAUGGGAACCUUUUUUGCAGUUCUCUGUUGUGGGUCUAGGUGAGUGUAAUAAACUUUGUGCAUAUUAUAUUGGUAUUAUCUUCUGCUAUGUGCUUGUAGUGAAUUUUUAAUAUAAUCAAAAGAUUUUCAAAACACCGUUUUUACUUAGUAGCCUUUGUAGGCAGAAUUUUAUUCAAAAUUUUAAUUUUAGAUUACUAAUGCAUGUACAGGUAAUUACAUGUUUUUUGUGCAAAGUCAUAUGGUUUUUUUUAUUGUGUUUGUAUGAAAUAAUUUCCUUUUUCAUCCAGGUUUUAUUGUUUGUAUAUGUAGUUUUUACUCCAUGUAAAGAGAUGUAUAUUUCUUCUGUCGUCUUUUUCUGUGAAUACAUUGACAUUAAAGUAAAAUGAAAUACAGCCCGUGUACUGCCGUGCAGAAUCACUGGGUGAUGUGCAUUCACAAAUAUUUUCCUGAUUCUAGGUUUUUCCCUAUAUUGCAGGUUUCCACACCAUCCAAAUGCCUUUUCUGUUUGAAAAUGUCAUAUUCCAAACUUACGACAACAUUAAAACAUGAAAAAAAUACUCGGUCAUCUCCUCGUACGUUGUUUUUAAUCUGAGAAAUGAGGAGUGUAGAAAGUGGACUUUUGUCUUGGCUUGUUUGGCGAUAAGUAAUUGUAAGAUGAAUGUCUAUCAAACUUUGUAUCAGUCACCGAAGAACUGUGAACGUGAACAGGCAGUGUUUUGAUGGUGUA
Acanthaster planci (crown-of-thorns starfish) is the source of this 5013-nucleotide messenger RNA. RefSeq lists its product as uncharacterized. Gene Ontology annotation, biological process: fibroblast growth factor receptor signaling pathway. Lineage: Eukaryota; Metazoa; Echinodermata; Asteroidea; Valvatida; Acanthasteridae. Gene Ontology annotation, molecular function: fibroblast growth factor receptor binding; transmembrane receptor protein tyrosine kinase adaptor activity. The record is from RefSeq and is a predicted model, not a curated record. Gene Ontology annotation, cellular component: cytoplasm.